GACUCGGUGCGGGCUUUGGGCCGGGAGGGGGUCGCUCUGCUCCGCUCCGCCUCAGUUUCUCUCUCCACCCGCGUAGGGAGCAGCAGCAGCCGGUGAAGCAGCGUCAUGUCCUCGCCGGCUUCCACACCGAGCCGCCGCGGCAGCAAGCGCGGGCGGAGCAGCAACCCCCCGACUCCACGCACUGAAGAUGCUCGGUCUCCUCCUUCACAAAAACGUCGAACAGAUGACUCCACAUCUACAGGAGAUCUACAGCCAAUGCCAACUUCUCCAGCAGUUGACAUGCAAAGCCCAAAUGCUCAAGAUGUUCUGUUUUCCAGCCCACCACAGUUUCGGGAAUCAGCAAUUCCACUUGAUUUUGAUAUUAGUUCACCUCUGACCUAUGGCACCCCCAGCUCUAGAGUGGAGGGUACUCCAAGGAGUGGUGUGCGAGGAACUCCAGUUAGGCAGAGGCCAGAUCUUGGAUCUGCCCGCAAAGCCAGACAGGUGGACUUGCAUUCUGAUGGGGUAGGUAGAAAGGAUGCAUUGGCAAGUGAACAAUCUCUUGGACAAAAGCUUGUGAUCUGGGGAACAGAUGUUAACGUAGCUUCAUGCAAAGAAAAGUUCCAGAGAUUUCUUCAGCGUUUUAUUGAUCCAUUGGCUAAAGAGGAAGAGAACGUUGGCUUGGAUCUUAAUGAACCACUCUAUAUGCAGCGACUUGAGGAGAUCAAUAUGGUUGGGGAACCAUUUCUGAAUGUAAACUGUGACCAUCUAAGAUCAUUUGACACAAAUCUAUACAGACAGCUGAUCUGCUAUCCACAGGAAGUUAUCCCAACAUUUGACAUGGCUGCUAAUGAGAUCUUUUUUGAUCGUUACCCUGACUCAAUAUUAGAACACCAGAUUCAAGUCAGACCAUAUAAUGCAUUGAAGACCAGGAAUAUGAGGAGUCUGAACCCUGAAGACAUUGACCAACUUAUCACCAUCAGUGGUAUGGUGAUCAGAAGCUCCCAGUUGAUUCCUGAGAUGCAAGAAGCAUUCUUCAAGUGCCAGGUUUGUGCCUUCACCACAAGAGUAGAAAUUGACCGUGGCAGGAUUGCUGAACCAUCAACAUGCAAGAACUGUAAUACAACACACAGCAUGGCACUGAUUCACAAUCGCUCCAUGUUUUCAGACAAACAGAUGAUCAAACUGCAGGAGUCUCCUGAAGAUAUGCCGGCUGGCCAGACGCCUCAUACUGUGGUGCUGUUUGCUCACAAUGACCUUGUGGAUAAGGUUCAGCCAGGCGACAGAGUUAACGUUACAGGUAUCUACAGAGCAGUUCCUAUUCGAGUUAAUCCAAGAGUGAGCAAUGUAAAAUCAGUCUAUAAAACCCACAUUGAUGUCAUUCAUUACCGUAAAACCGAUUCAAAACGUUUGCAUGGUGUUGAUGAAGAAACAGAACAGAAAAUCUUUGCAGAGGAACGUGUGGAAAUGCUGAAAGACCUCUCCAGAAAACCAGACAUUUAUGAAAGACUUUCUUUGGCUCUGGCUCCAAGCAUUUAUGAACACGAAGAUAUCAAAAAGGGCAUUCUGCUUCAGCUGUUUGGGGGAUCAAGAAAAGAUUUCAGUCAUACCGGAAGAGGCAAUUUUCGUGCUGAGAUCAACAUUCUUCUGUGUGGUGAUCCUGGCACUAGUAAAUCACAGCUGCUUCAAUAUGUCUAUAACCUGGUUCCUAGAGGCCAGUACACAUCCGGGAAGGGCUCUAGUGCAGUUGGUCUCACUGCAUAUGUAAUGAAGGACCCAGAGACAAGGCAGCUGGUUCUGCAGACAGGUGCUCUGGUUCUCAGUGAUAAUGGCAUUUGCUGUAUUGAUGAAUUUGAUAAAAUGAAUGAAAGUACAAGAUCAGUACUGCAUGAAGUAAUGGAACAACAGACUCUUUCUAUUGCCAAGGCUGGAAUUAUUUGCCAACUGAAUGCUCGCACUUCUGUCCUAGCAGCUGCUAACCCUAUAGAGUCGCAGUGGAAUCCAAAGAAAACUACUAUUGAAAACAUCCAACUUCCUCAUACGUUGUUAUCCAGAUUUGAUCUGAUCUUUCUAAUGUUGGACCCUCGUGAUGAAGCCUACGACAGACGUCUUGCUCACCACUUGGUUGCGCUGUACUACCAAAGUGAAGAGCAGGUGGAAGAAGAGUACAUGGACAUGGCAGUAUUGAGGGAUUACCUUGCGUAUGCUCGUAGCUAUGUUAAUCCUAGACUAAGUGAAGAAGCAAGUCAGGCCCUUAUUGAGGCUUAUGUGGACAUGAGAAAGAUUGGCAGUGGUAGAGGAAUGGUUUCUGCAUAUCCCCGCCAGCUUGAGUCUUUGAUCCGUCUGGCAGAAGCUCAUGCUAAAGUACGUUUUUCCGACAAGGUUGAAACAAUUGAUGUUGAAGAAGCAAAACGCCUCCACCGGGAAGCUCUGAAACAGUCUGCUACUGAUCCAAGAACUGGCAUUGUGGACAUAUCCAUUCUCACUACAGGGAUAAGUGCCACUGCCCGUAAACGUAAGGAGGAGCUGGCUCAAGCCUUGAAGAAGCUUAUCCAGUCAAAGGGUAAAACACCAGCUCUAAAAUACCAACAGCUUUUUGAUGAUCUCCGUGCACAGUCUGACGCUGCUGUCACUAAAGAAAUGUUCGAAGAAGCACUUCGUGCCUUGGCUGAUGAUGACUUCUUGACUGUGACUGGAAAGACUGUUAGAUUGCUAUAAUGAAAUGCUAGCUUAACAGCAGAGUUUCUGUUUUUUCCAAGUACUUCCCUUGAGACCUGUGUCACAUUUAAGAAUAUUAUUCACUGGCAAAACUCAGGUGGUGAUCUGUUGGUGAACCACUGUUAGCACAGUAAAUAACUAGAUUCUGAAAGACUGCAAAAAAGCCGAAAUUAAACACCGCAAUAUUUGUUUGAACAAAAUGGGUUAUUAACAUUUUAGUGCCAUGUGUAUUUUCAAUAAAGUGCUUGGUAGAACAAGCUAACAAUUUUUAUGCAUUUUAAAGCCCAAAUGUCAAAAUUCUUCUAGAACCACUGCUUUUUGACAUCAAUGCAACUUAAAUCAGUGCAUAUUAUGCUUUAAUAUUUUUACUACAGAGAAAUUAGUGCUU
Emys orbicularis (European pond turtle) is the source of this 3085-nucleotide messenger RNA. It is a transcript of the gene MCM4, whose product is annotated as minichromosome maintenance complex component 4. Gene Ontology annotation, molecular function: single-stranded DNA helicase activity; single-stranded DNA binding; ATP binding. Gene Ontology annotation, biological process: DNA strand elongation involved in DNA replication; DNA replication; double-strand break repair via break-induced replication. The transcript is spliced from 16 exons. The record is from RefSeq and is a predicted model, not a curated record. Gene Ontology annotation, cellular component: nucleus; MCM complex. Bases 106 to 2697 code for a protein of 863 amino acids. Lineage: Eukaryota; Metazoa; Chordata; Testudines; Emydidae.